AUGAAAUAUAGUCUGCGUAAAUCGUUUAGUUCUCGUCGACGAAAAGAAAUUCCUGAUGACGAUCACAUUUAUCCACGUAUUGACCCUAAUGGUUUUUCAAAUUCCAACUCAAAUUUAGUGAAAUCAAAUCAAUCAAAAAGUUUUUUAAGACGACGGCGUCGAUGUUCAUCAUCAUCAUCAUCACCACCACCACCAGCACCUUCAUCAUCAUCAGAUAAAACAAAAUUAAAAGUAUCUGAUCAUGCUUACAAUAACCACAUUAAUCAUAUUGAUGGUGAUGAUGAUGAUGAUCCAUUUUCACCGCCAUCAGAUACCAAGACUCGUGUACGUCCAUUGGAUAAAUUAACACAUCAAAUUCGAAAAUCAUUUCGAAAUACUAUAACACGACAACGUCCUCGCCUUGAAAGUACAAAUUCAAAUAAACAUUUAAUAUUAAAAAAACAUGAUGACAAUCUGCCAGUGGAUACAACCAUGUCACCAAUAUCAACAGGUCUUACAUCACCGAUAGUCUUAUUAAAAGAAACAACAUCAACAAAUGAAAAUGACAAACCAAAAAUUUCACCAAAACGACGAAAAGCUCCACUAGCACCAACACAUAUGUCUCAAUCAAUAUCUUUACCAAAUCAAAAUUCUUCAACAUUUUGUGAAGUUGAAAAUCAUGAAUUUGAUUGUGCUUCAUCAUCAAAUGAUCAACAACAAAAUUCAUUAGCAAAGAAAAGCAAAUUUAAUCAAUCAUUUCGUACACGUCUGUCACUUUUACUUCAAAAACGUCAUAUAAAACAACGUGAACAUGUAAAAAUACAAAAUUGUAUCGAUGAAGAUCCUGAUCAUCAAAAUCAUGAUAAUCCGGAUGAAAUAAAUCAUAAAAAACUAACAAUUAGUCAACGAUUUGAUACCUUGAGGCGUUCAUUUCAUCUUGGUAAUCGUAAUUCGACAAAUAAAGGUAAACGCCAUUUACUUUCAAAUGAAUGA
Molecule: messenger RNA, 972 nt
Organism: Rotaria sp. Silwood2
Lineage: Eukaryota; Metazoa; Rotifera; Eurotatoria; Philodinida; Philodinidae
Source: the annotation of a GenBank genome assembly